AGAGUUAGUACUUGUUUAUGCAAUGCUUCCAAGCAUAUAUAUUUAUUUUAUGCAUUAUUAGUAUUAUAUCCUUUUACAUUUUUUUACAGACUGAAAAGAAUACUCAGAUUGCAAACGCUAAAAAAGAUAGCAAUAAAAAAAAUUUGAAGAAAUUCAAACAAACAACAGCCCACAUGCAAUCAAGAAAGCCCCUCGACGAUUCAAUCAAUGGAAAAUCUUCUGAAAUUUCUAUAGCAACAUUACAAGAGAUACAUAAUUCAUUACAAGACUUGAGAAGAAAUGCAGUAUCUCCCUGCAAAUGGUCUGAUGAGGAAGGUGAAAAAACUGAUGAAGAAUUCAAUUCGAAAGGAUUAGUUGACCCAACAAAAAGUAAAGAUUCUACUUCUAUUCGUUCACCUGCACAUAAUGAAGAUGCACCUCAAACUCCCAAAAGUUCAAACCAAAGUGGCCAUAUGAUGUCCAAGCAAAGCUCAAUCUUAGAUACGAAUGUUCAAUUAAAAGAAAAGAGGAACGCCUGUGGUACUCUUAAUUCUUCUACUCAUUAUAACAGUGCACCUCACAUGCCAGAAAUUUCAAAUCCAAGUAACCCAAUGACGUCCAAGCAAAGCUCAAUCUUGGAUACGAAUGCUCAAUUAAAAGAAAAGAGUGGUGGUACUCUUAAUUCGUCUACUCAUGAUGACAGUGCACCUCACACGCUAGGAAAUGUUGAUUUUGAUCUUCAACAACUACAUGAAGAUGAAUACGAAAUGGAUCAUAAUAAUUCUGAUUUAUCUGUGCCCAGUAUCGAAUCAAAUUUGGAAGAGUUAGUAGAGCAUGAUAAAAACCGAAGAAGUAAUGAGUCUGCUCAAGGAAGAAGAGGUCUUAAUAAUAUUGAACGCGCUGAAGUUAGGGAAGAUCCACCAAACCUACAUCCAGCUAUCCCACCUUUACAGGAACAGAUUGGUCUUGGAGGAAAUGAAGCAUUACAAGAUAUCGACAAUCGAAACAAUGAAAAUCGUGGUAGGGCAAGGUUGCCCAGAAGACCCAAUCACUAUACAUACUGGCGUCUUAAGAGACAAAGAGCUGAUGUAUUGGAUGGUGUUGAUGCGCAAGUGGAUUUGUCAAAUAGACUAGUCGUCCCUGAUGCAGAAGAUAUUGAUCCCGAAGGAAGGGUCAAGUAUGAAGUGAUUGGAGAAAAGACAUACUUAGGAGGUGGUAAAAUGGUUAAAACCGAGGCGUGGAAUGUAACAAAAAAACGUUCUGCUUGGAUUUUUCUAAAAGAUGUGAGCCAAAUGAUAUGGGGCAAAAGAACGUUGGUUAAUAGGUGCGUCAACCCUUCACAAGCAUACAUUCGAUUAAUAGAUAGAAGUCCCAGAAAGCAGAUGACGCCUCGAAAAUAUAAAGUUGUUAAAGGUAAUAAUUUUUAAAUCAUAAAAUUAAUGUUUUCUUUUAACAAGUCAUCAAUGUAUUUAUACAUAAAUCUUUUUUUAGAAUUAUUCGACGAUUAUUUGGAGGAUCAUGAAAAUUUAAAAUCAAAGAAAAUGUUAAUGUUCAAUAAAAUGAACCUCAAGAUUGGAGAAAAAAUAAAGGAUUUGAGAGAAUCAAAUUAUGAAGAAAUUAAAGACAAUAAUAUAAUAAAUUAAGAAAUACAUGUUUUUAUAGUAUAGUUGAUGUAUUACAUUAUUGAAUUGAUGUUAAAUGUAAUAUAUAUAGAUUUAAUAAUGUAAAUCUUUAAAGAUAUGUUAGCUUAUGUUUUGUAUGAUUUAGAAUUUAAAUAUUUAAAAAAUAAAUUGACAUUUUCAUGUACAUGUAUAAACAUAUACUAUUUUUAUUUGCCAGAUCUUCAAAAUUAUAUUUUUAUAUCAUUAAUUUUAAAAUCAAAUAUAAUUAAUAAUUGAAACACGAGAAGGUGUAACUAUCUUUACAAUUAAUGGAACAAUUGAAAUUUUUUAAUAUUUUUUAUUAAAACAUAUGGUUUACCAUAUGGGAACCCACGACAAAACACCUUGUGGGUCUCCGUGUGGGUAAUCGUAGGAGGCCACUGAUUGGAACUCAUGUAUGUCCCCAUACGUAAACCUAUUAGAUAUACCUCGUAGGUCCCCACAUUUUUUUU
Messenger RNA from Trichogramma pretiosum, 2092 nucleotides. RefSeq lists its product as uncharacterized. The record is from RefSeq and is a predicted model, not a curated record. Bases 18 to 1406 code for a protein of 462 amino acids. The transcript has 6 exons. NCBI's taxonomy places the organism in Eukaryota, Metazoa, Arthropoda, Insecta, Hymenoptera, Trichogrammatidae.